AUGAGUGAUAUCGAGAAGACGCCUGCACAGGUGGUGGAGCCCCCCGAGGCUGCAGAACCCGGGAGCAGUACCAGAAUAAGCAAGGUCAUGGGCUACAUCAAAGGCACCACCACAAACGACCUCAAUGUGUUGGGAAGGGAUAUGUUGCGGAAGGCCCUCGAGUAUGACGAGGCUCAGCUCGAACGCGACGCGAUCAAAGUCCGGAGAAAGCUGGAUUUCAUUGUGCUUCCGAUGAUGAUGUGCACAUACAUGUUGAGUUUCUUGGACAAGCAGACACUCAACUAUUCCAACGCCUACGGUCUUCAAGCAGACACUCAUAUGAAGGGAGAUGACUAUUCAUGGGUGGCUUCGGCCCUGUACUUUGGUUGGUUGCUCGGUGCAUAUCCCUGGAACGUCAUCUUGCAGCGUUAUCCGAUUGGCAAGCUGCUGGGGUGUAUGUUAUUCGUUUGGGGCUCAGUCUGCAUGCUGCAGGCCGCCGUGUUUAAUUUUGGCGGCUUCUUUGCCAUCCGCUUCUUCCUCGGCAUGCUCGAGGCUUGCAUCUCACCUGCAUUUGUCAUUCUCACAUCCAUGUUAUGGACGAGAGAAGAACAGGCGCUCCGAACAUCGUUCUGGCUCUCGACAAACGGUGUCUCUUCCAUCCUGGGCGCCCUGCUCGCUUACGGGUCCGGCCACGCAGAUGGGCUUGCAGUAGCAAAUUGGAAGUUGAUCUAUCUGAUUGUUGGUGCCAUCACUUUCGCAUGGGGUUUCGUCAUCAUCAUCUAUCUCCCCGAUGGCCCUCACAACGCCAAAAUGCUCAACGAGUAUGAGCGCACGGUGGCGGUGUGGAGAGUGUCCAAGAACCAGAUGGGCAUCAAGCACCAGGCGUUCGUGCCUUACCACAUCAAAGAGGCGCUCAUGGAUGGAAAGACCUACCUCCUCCUGCUCAUGGGCGUUUGUACCGGUAUUCUGAACGGUGGCGUCGCCAAUUUCAUAUCUUCCUUGAUCAAAGGAUUCGGUUUCGACGCGCUGAAGACGAGUCUUCUGCAAACGCCCGGUGGUGCGUUCGAACUUAUCGGAUGCAUGUUUUUCGGAUGGGUCGCGACCAAGAAGAACAUGCUCGGUGUCAGUGUGAUCAUCUCCUCGCUUCCUGGCAUCGCUGGGCUCAUUGGUCUUUUGACCAUCAGCAUCAAACAUCGGUACGCCCUGGUGGCCAUGUGCUGGCUCCAGAACGUCCUCGGCGCACCCAUCAUUCUAGGCUGGACGCUCCCUGGCGUCAACACGGCGGGCCACACCAAGCGAACGACCGUCAUAGGCCUCUUCUUUUGCUUCUACUGCGGCGGAAACAUCAUCGGUCCCCAUCUGUUCCUGCCCUCGGAGGUCCCGCGGUAUUUCACCGCCAUCAAGGCUCUGCUGGGCACCUACUGUGCCCUCAUCUUCUUCCAGGUCAUCUACACGGUGUGGUGCUGGUUCGACAACCGGGCCCGUGACAAGAAGGGUCUGCACGCGCAGAGGGAGGACGAGUUGUUGGAAGGGUUCGAUGACUUGACCGACAAGCAAAACUUGCAUUUCCGGUACAAGAUCUGA
This is a messenger RNA of Exophiala spinifera, 1563 nucleotides long. RefSeq lists its product as uncharacterized. NCBI's taxonomy places the organism in Eukaryota, Fungi, Ascomycota, Eurotiomycetes, Chaetothyriales, Herpotrichiellaceae. The record is from RefSeq and is a predicted model, not a curated record. Gene Ontology annotation, molecular function: transmembrane transporter activity. Bases 1 to 1563 code for a protein of 520 amino acids. Gene Ontology annotation, cellular component: membrane. The transcript is spliced from 5 exons. Gene Ontology annotation, biological process: transmembrane transport.